CGCUUCCCCUGGCGGCCAGCGGGGGUGCGCGCGCUCCCCAAACAAUGCCUCCGGCCGCGCGGGCCCGCGCCGCUACGCGGUGUGCGGUGGUGCCCCGCCUCCAGCAAGGUCAACCAGCUCUGUGCUUCUAGAGCCCCGCCCUAGGAUGUGUGAGGGACCGAGGCGACCCCAGGAGAAGGCGCUGGGGCUGGGGCGGUGGAGGCGGGAGGGCCCUCAUCCCACCCCGGGCCCACGUCCCAGCAUCUCUCCCACUUCAGGCUCUGAUUAACUGUUUGAUUCGGAAUGUUUUCGUUUUAUUUAGGGUUUAUUUUCAAAACAGUGUGUCUUGGGGAGCGGGGCUUUUCCGUCUCUUGGGGUUUUAGUUAGAAACGAAAAGGUCCAGGACCAGUUCUGCGGAAGAGCGGCCAUUUGCUGCCCGCGCCCCCACUCCCAGCCCCGGCUUUUCCCGGGCAGAGUACCCGUGUCAAAGGAGAAAAACAUGGAAGCUCAACUUUUCGGGAACUCAAGAUUCUUGUUGUCCAGACGAUGCUCUCUCCCUCCAGAUGACGACUUUCUCCAGUAGAUAACAGAAUGGGCUUUCGCCACCCCUGCAUUAACCCCCUCUUCUAAGCAGUGAAACCACAAAGAGAGCCGGACGGGGGUCGUGGAGCGGGGUGUUGCCAAAGUCAAAACAUCUUUCCUGAAGGAGGGAAAAGGGGAAGCUGCGGACACAGCCUGUUAAAGGCUCUGAGUGGCUGGGGAGUAACAAUACACCCACCUUACCUAAGAAAGAAUUUUGGCGGCUCGCUCGCUCUUCGGGAUUAUCUCUUUGGAUCUGCACUGCCACCAUGCUUGGGAGGUUUUGAGACGACCUACCCAUGGGGAAGAGUUGGGGUGACUAGAGUAAAGGAGCCCCCCACCACACACCUUCCCUCUGCUGACACCCCAGUCCCAGUUUACAGCGUGAACUUACCGUUUGCACUAGAGCCCCAGCUCCACGAAGGGAGAGGCCAGCGGACUUAACUCUCCUCUGCACACGAGGCUCCAGCACGGUGCCCGUUGACACAGGCAGCACCCCAAACCAACUUUGUAAAGGCCACCACCAGCACUUGUGGCUCCCUAGGCAGAGCUCCUUCCUCUGCUCUUCUUUCCUUCCCGGCCUGCCCACCUGGCUCCUUUUCUGCCAGUCCCUUCGGCCGAGCACUAGCCCUCCCGUGCCAUGGGGCCCAACCUCCGGCUCUCCGGAGCGCCCCGCUGCGAGGCCUGUGUGUGCUAGGGCCCGUGAGGCCUCUGAGCUGUGAUUCAGAGGAAACUGCAGAGGCGGUUCCACAACAGCAAAACCUAGACUCACCCCAACAAAAUAGCAACCCCAACGUUUUCUUUUCCAUGUCAAAGUUUUGCUCCUACGAUUUUAUUGAUAAUUCUGAUUUUUAAAAGAGCAAGGGGAGGGAAGUACACCGUCCAGGAUAGGCCAGGUUGGUGACUGUGUCUGGGAAUUCGACAUUAAACCAAAUUCGAGGCGGCCUGGGGCAGGCAGGCCCCAGGUGCAAGCCGAAAGCACAAAGCACGGGCUGGCUGCCGGCUGGUGCCCAGAGAUGCAGUUCCACAGCGCAGCCCGGGUCCAGGCAGCAACUGCAGGAUAGUGUCAAACCAGCCCUGGCCCGGGCCUCUCUGGGGUUAGAGUGCGUUCCCGCCGGGACGUGUCGGCGAGGCAGCCCAUCACGUCCCUGACUCCCCCGAUCUCUCGCAGCCCCCACCCCACAGGAUCACUGUCAGUGCGCAGCUGCUGGGUGGGCUGGUCUAUUUGUUUGUUGUUUAGAGCAAUUCUAGAGCGCGCGCUCAGCAGCCUCUGAAAGGGGUUGUGGGGGGGGCAGCCAGAAUUUCCUUCCAGGGAGCGCAUGAGGGGCAUUCUCAAAGGAAAACCAGACCAAGUGAGUAGUGACCAGCCCUCCUCAGAUUACUCUUCACAGGCUCCUCCCUUGCUCCCCCCACCCACCUCCAGAUUUGCAUUAAAAAGGCCAAGAAAACGCUGGCUGGGCCCCAGCAGCCGCUCACACUGCUCCCCCCGGGUCGGAGCCCCCCAGAGCUGCGCGAGGGCUUGCUGCAAAAAGCCGAGCACAGAGCUCCUUGCCCGCGCAGUCCUGCCCGCGCCCGGCCUCUUGGCGCUCUUGCUGCCCCGCCGCCGCCCACUUUUCAGGCCCCCCAGCCGCACCGAGCGAGCGAGCCGGCCCGGGACGAGCUCCGGCCUCGGCCGCCUGGCGCUUCCCCAGCUCCGUUCCGUCUGCCCCCCGGGGGUCGCGCGCCCACCAUGCCGAAGGGCCCCGGCUCGCUGCUGCUGCUGGUCCUGGCCUCGCACUGCUGCUUGGGCUCCGCGCGCGGGCUGUUCUUCGGCCAGCCCGACUUCUCCUACAAGCGCAGCAAUUGCAAGCCCAUCCCCGCCAACCUGCAGCUGUGCCACGGCAUUGAGUACCAGAACAUGCGGCUGCCCAACCUGCUGGGCCACGAGACCAUGAAGGAGGUGCUGGAGCAGGCGGGCGCCUGGAUCCCGCUGGUCAUGAAGCAGUGCCACCCGGACACCAAGAAGUUUCUGUGCUCGCUCUUCGCUCCGGUAUGCCUCGAUGAUCUGGACGAAAUCAUCCAGCCGUGCCACUCGCUCUGUGUACAGGUGAAGGACCGCUGCGCUCCGGUCAUGUCCGCCUUCGGCUUCCCCUGGCCCGACAUGCUCGAGUGCGACCGUUUCCCCCAGGACAACGACCUCUGCAUACCCCUCGCUACCAGCGACCACCUCCUGCCCACCACCGAAGAAGCCCCUAAGGUCUGUGAAGCCUGCAAAAAUAAAAACGAGGAUGACAACGACAUAAUGGAGACUCUUUGUAAAAAUGAUUUUGCACUGAAAAUAAAAGUGAAGGAGAUAACCUACAUCAACAGAGACACGAAAAUCAUCCUGGAGACCAAGAGCAAGACCAUUUACAAGCUGAACGGGGUGUCCGAACGGGACCUGAAGAAGUCGGUGCUGUGGCUCAAAGACAGCUUGCAGUGCACCUGCGAGGAGAUGAACGACAUCAACGCGCCCUACCUGGUCAUGGGACAGAAACUGGGCGGAGAGCUGGUGAUCACCUCGGUGAAGCGGUGGCAGAAGGGGCAGAGAGAGUUCAAGCGCAUCUCCCGCAGCAUCCGCAAGCUGCAGUGCUAGUUGUGGUGCCCCGGGUGCUCCGACAGGCCGGCCCCAGGGCGCGGCUGGCCACUUCCACGCGAGGCCCAGGCCUCAGCUCUCUGUCCCAAGCACAGUCCCUGCAGCUCCGGCCCCAGCCUGGAGCAGCGCCCCCUGCCUUUUGCACAUUUGCACCCCCAGCAUUUCCUGAGUUAUUAGGCCCUAGGAGGCCUCAGGAAUGGGUACCUGUUUUCACAUUAAGGAGAAACCCAGCCAAGUCUUGUAGAAAUAUUCAAACUAAUAAAAUCAUGCAUAUUUUUAUGAAGUUUUAAAAUAGCUCACUUUAAAGUUAGUUUUGAAUAGGUACAACUGUGACUUGGGUCUGAUUUUUUUUCCCCUCUUUGGUCUGGUCACCUGACUUUUACUUUCUGCUGAGGAUGCCGUAAACGUCCAAAUAGCUUCAUUUUUUUCUGUGGCCCAAACUGCUGUGGGUCACAACCCCAGUUGAGAUAAAGCUGGCUGUUAUCUCAACAUCUCUCAGCUCCAGCCUGAGACGCCUCGCCUAAGCGUUCAAACAGUUACAUGUCAUUUUACACCCUCAUUGGGACUUCACAACUGUAGCGUGUAUUGCAUUUCCAAGUAGAGGACUUCCAUUUAUAAAAAGCACAUUAACCAUCAUAGCAUGAAUUCAUUGAAUAAAGGGCACAACAGACAAGUUUUGUAAUUGACCUGAGUCCUUUAAGCUUUGUUUAAAACGUUUUUUCUUAUUUUUGCAAAUUAAACCAUUGUAGCUUACCUGUAAUAUACAUAGUAGUUGACCUUAAAAAGUUGUAAAAAUAUUGCUUUAACCAACAUUGUAAAUAUUUCAGAUAAACAUUAUAUUCUUGUAUAUAAACUUC
Messenger RNA from Phyllostomus hastatus (greater spear-nosed bat), 4029 nucleotides. It is a transcript of the gene SFRP2, whose product is annotated as secreted frizzled related protein 2. Gene Ontology annotation, biological process: canonical Wnt signaling pathway; negative regulation of canonical Wnt signaling pathway; non-canonical Wnt signaling pathway. The record is from RefSeq and is a predicted model, not a curated record. NCBI's taxonomy places the organism in Eukaryota, Metazoa, Chordata, Mammalia, Chiroptera, Phyllostomidae. The transcript has 3 exons. Gene Ontology annotation, molecular function: Wnt-protein binding. The coding region runs from base 2288 to 3172 and encodes 294 amino acids.